GGAAAUCAUGGCUUUUGGAUAGAAAAUUAUUACAAACAUUUGCAAUUAAACCACCAAUUGAAGCAGAUCCUAUAGAAUUCUUUAAAAGAAUUACUGACAAUAAAAGGUCGGCAGUUGAAGCAUUUGGAGAAAAAUAUUUAAUAAAAAAUCAAAUGAAAUCCGAUGAAAUGGAAAUUGAUGAUGAAAUAAAAUCUGAUGAUAAAAAUAGUCGAAUGGAAACUGAUGAUGAAAAUCAAAUAGAAUUUGAAGAUGAAAAUAAUCAAAUGGAAACUGAUGAUAAUUUUGAUGAUAAAAUAAAAUGUCAAAAUUUACUAAAAGAAAUUAAAGAUUUAGAAGAUAUAAAUUUAUUAAUAGAUAUUGAUAAAAAAAUUCAACAAUUAUGUAAAGAUAAUAUUUUAUUACAAACAUUACAACAAAAAAGUCAAAACAAAAAAUUAAAACAUUAUUGUGAAAUUCAACGUAUUCGGUUAUUAAAAUCUAUGGAAAAUGAUCCAGUAAUUAUUAAUUAUAUUGAUACUACUGGAUUACAUUUUCAUGAAAUUCAAAAUUUAAAAGGAAAAUGUGAAGAAGAAGUUUAUAAUGACUUAAAUAAUUUUAGAAUACAAAAAUAUAAAAAGUUAUAUCAAGAAUGUGAUCAACAAUAUAAUAAAAUUUUAAAUGAAUUAGAAAAUAGUGAUAUUCUUAAAGAUUUUGAAGGUGAUGGAAAACAUUUAAAAGAUAUUAAUGAAAAUUUUGGAGAAAGGGGAAAAUGUAUAGAUGAAAUUAGUUAUAAUAAUCUAAAUAAUAAACGACUCGAAAAGUUAAAUUUACUUUGGCCGAAAAAUUAUAAAGAUUUUUUAAAUUAUUUAUUGGAUAGUAGUAUUAAUAAAAAUGAAUUAUUAAAAUUAAUACAAAUAAGAGGAGAUAUGCAAAUAGCUCAUUUUAAAUCUAUAGCAGAACAAAGACAAAAACAAUUUAAUGAAUUAUUUAAAAUAAUUCAAGAUAAGAUAAAUAAUUUAGAAGAUAAUAAUGAUUGUCAUCAAAAAGUUCAAUUAUUAAAAAAUGAAAUGGAAAGUGAUUAUAAAAUUGAAAAUGUUGAAAAUUAUAAAAAAGAAAUUGGAUUUAAAUUUUUUGAUAAAAUUACACUAUUAUAUAAUGAAUAUAUGGAUUCUAAAGAAUAUACUUCAAAAGAUUUUAAAAUAGAAAAUAGGUCAAAGUUUUUCGAUGAUAUUAUAGUAUUUAAAAAGUAUUGUAAAAAUGAAAAGAUAAUUAAAGAUUUGGAAGUGAAAAUGAAUAAUAGACUUAUUAUUUUAUCUUGUGAAGAGAAAUUUAAACAAAUUAUAGAUGAAAUGAGUAGUAAUUCUAAAAGUGAAAAUUUUAUUGAUAAACAAGGUGCAAAAUUUUAUGAUAAAUUAAAUGAAUUUCGAAAAAAUGGAAGAUGUUUUGAUAAUGAUUUAUUAAACAGAUUAAAUAAUUUUAGAAAUAAUAAAUAUAAAUUUUUAAUUAAAAAAGAAAUAACUGAAUCAGAAAAUAUCGAAAAGUUAACUAAUUAUUAUAAAGAUUUAAUAAAAAAUGAAUUUAAUAGUGAUAAGGAAUUAGAAAAUAUAAGGGAAAAUAGAUUACAAAUAUUAAUUAGUAAUGCUAUGUAUAAACAAUCUAUUUAA
Funneliformis caledonium is the source of this 1643-nucleotide messenger RNA. NCBI's taxonomy places the organism in Eukaryota, Fungi, Glomeromycota, Glomeromycetes, Glomerales, Glomeraceae. The record is from the annotation of a GenBank genome assembly.